This is a messenger RNA of Daphnia carinata, 1520 nucleotides long. Its product is annotated as hydroxylysine kinase-like. The record is from RefSeq and is a predicted model, not a curated record. The transcript is spliced from 8 exons. Bases 274 to 1440 code for a protein of 388 amino acids. NCBI's taxonomy places the organism in Eukaryota, Metazoa, Arthropoda, Branchiopoda, Diplostraca, Daphniidae. Gene Ontology annotation, molecular function: amino acid kinase activity.
UUACCACAUAGAGAUUUUAUCAGAGAAAAACGAACGAAAAUUAUAAUCGGUUCCUGCUUUACAUUCCAACAUAUGGCUUUUUUAACAGGAGGAAAAUCAUAUAGAAAAUGAAACGGAAAAUGAAACACCCGAAGUUGCCGUCCCAUCAUGACAGGAGGGCGCAUGGAGCAAUUACAUCAAAAUUCCGCUAUUUUUUCUGUCGCAUGUUUUUCUCUUUAAACCAAUCAAUAUAAAUUGCGUUAAAUCAAGUCUCUUUUGGGGUGUCCUACCGCAAUGGAAAGAAGUGAAAUCUUAUUGAAACCAGGACAACAGAUCAAACCUUAUGUUCCAAAUGAAGUUAUACAAGACUUGCUUUUGAAAUUGUACAACCUUCAAGUGAUCUCUGUUGAAGAACUCAAUAGCUAUGACGACAGGAAUUUUCACAUAAUGGUAAAAGAACAUAAUUGUCUACCUGAUACAGAAGAUGUGUGCCUUGAUGGGUAUGUUUUGAAAAUAACGAAUUCCCUUGAUUCAAAAGCAUGUAAUUUGAUUGAUGCUCAACACAAAAUGAUGGUUUAUUUAGACAAAAAUGGUUUACCUUGCCCAAAACCAAUAAAAAAUAUUGAAGGGAAAUUCAUGUCUCUAGAACAGUUGGAGAAUCCUGCAAAGAGUCUCUUUCUUGAAAACAAUGCUUUUUAUGGAAACCACGUUACAGGCAAGCACAUUGUGCGUCUAUUGUCAUUUCUCCCUGGGAAUAUCUUGUAUAGUGUACCCUACACAAAGGAUCUUCUUCUUCAGGUCGGAGAGCUUGUUGCCAAAACUGACCUAGCUUUGAUGGGAUUUGUACAUGAUGGUCUCAAAGGAGUUGACAGGAUAUGGAAUUUGAGUGCAGUUCCUAAGCUAUGUGAUUUUAUUUAUGUGAUAAAAGAUGACCAUAAACAUGAAUUAGCAAUGGAAGUCAUCGAUAAUUUCAAAUCCCAUGUUCUCCCACAUCUUCAAAAGCUCAAAUCUGGUCCUAUUCAUGGGGAUUUCAAUGAACAGAACAUCUUAGUGAAACCAGAUGAAAAUCAACCUGGCAAAUAUGUGAUAUCUGGUAUUCUGGAUUUUGGAGAUGUCCAUUUCAACUAUUACGUAUUUGAAAUAGCCAUCGCUAUUUGCUACAUGAUGAUAGAGUGCAAAACAAUGGAUAUGCUUGACGCGCCUGGUCACGUCUUGGCAGGUUACAAUCGUUUGCGAGCGAUUCCUGACGAAGAAUUUGUUUUAUUAAAGGAUUGCAUUUCCGCAAGAUUUUGCCAAUCACUUGUAUUGGGUGCCUACUCUUUUUCUCAAAAUCCCGACCCAUACUUGUUGAUUACAUCACAGAACGGUUGGCAGUGUCUUAAAGCCCUUUGGGAAUAUCCAAAAGAUGAACUAUACAAACGAUGGCGAUUGAUCAUAGAAGACUACAAUAAGUGUUUAUGAAAAAUAUUAAAUAAAUAAGCGUACUAUUUUUUCAUUCUUUGGGAGGAAAAUGACUAAAUAUACAGCAACGUUUUUAUUUC